AUGUCACCAACAUCAUCAUCGUCUACCAUCUAUGAUCAUUUGAUGAUUAAUUUUCAUCAACAACCUAAAAUUUUUAUUAGAAAUAAUGCAAUAUCAUCAAAUACUUCAUAUGAUCUUUCGAAUAAAUUAAAUUCAUCAAAUUCAAAAUCGAAUUGUAAUAAUUUAUUAAUAUCUCGAAAACCAAAAUCGAUACCACCGGAUAGAGAGCAAAGACCAAAGCGACGAUAUACAAUUACAGAUGUAACUAUGCCAGAACCUAUUGUAAGUUGUUCAGUGAGUAAUCAAGCAUACGAUAAAGCAAUUAUAAAAAAACCUUCAACGCCUUCGAAUAUUUCAUCGGUAUCAAAAGAAAUAAAUUCAACACGUUUUCAUUCACCACUAUCAAAUAAUAUUCAAAAUAAACAAAUGGAUUUUCGUCCAUUAAUUAUAAAUGGGCGUCGACGAUUUACUACAAUUACUUCAACAUCACCAAUGAUUAUUGUUAAAAAAAAAUCUCCAUCUCCUAUGAAUAAUAUUUCUUCGGAGCAAAAACAAUUGCGUCGCUCGAUUCCUGUCAAUAUUACUAGUACACCAAUAGUUGUUAGUGCUGUGAUAACAUCAUCAGUAUCUUCUUCUUCUCCUUCUUCUCCUUCUGCUACGUCGACAAAUGUGGGUACCAUUUCUGUACCAAUUCAAGUGAUAAAAACCCAGAAAAACAAUCAAGAUAAUAAUAAUAAUAGUAUUUCCACUGCUAAUAAAACAAACGAACGUCAGAAAGGUUACCGUUACGUGCCAAAACAAUUACGGCAAGUCAAAUCAACAAUAACAAACGAAAACGUACAAAAUGAUCAGUUGUCAUCAUUGCUUGUAAAUGAUGAUGAUAAUGGAUCAGCAAGAAUGUUUUCUUCAUCUUCAGCUGUGGGAAAUGGCAAUAGUCAUAAUUCAGCAAUGAUGAUGGAUUCAAAUGUACUUCGUUUAAUUCGUCGUUAUGAUCCAAUAGCUGCAAGUGCCAUUUGUAUCAGAGGUCGUCGAUCACUUGAAAGUAGUCGACGCGGAUUGCAUGAAGAUAAUGGAAAAUUAAACUCAUCCUUAACAUCUAGUGUUUCUUCAGCUUCGUGUUCAUUUUUACCUCAACGAACACCAAUAUUUACAUCGUCACAUGAAGAUAAUUACUCGGUAAAACAGCCAUUAACACCUCGUCUUCAACAUCAACAAACAAUUUAUGAGCAUGACGGGUCGCAAUCAUCAUCAUCAUUACAUAGAGGUAAUUCAGUUCGACCAAUUCUUAAAUAUACUCCACCAAUAUCGCGUACUGAUUUAAAUUUUCAAUCUAAAAAGACUAAACCACUAAGUAAAGCACUAUCUAUUGAAAUUGAGCCACAUGUUCCACCGCCAUUAACAACAGUAUCAAAUGAAAAUACAAUUAGUUGUCAACCAUUAAUCACAACUGGCACAAAACGAGUGUGUGCAGCAAUAAGUAAAUCAGAAUGGGACUUACGUUCUCAAAUUGAUCCUUGUUCUAAUAAUGUACCAUCAUCACCAUCUACGUUUCCUGUUCGACCUCCUUCACCACAUACAAUAAUCAAUCAACAACAGGAAAAAGAAUCUUAUCAAGCAUUAGUUGAUCGAAAUCAAUGUUCAAUCGGAACUAAAACUAAUAAUGAAGAGGAUGAAGAUAUUAGUGGUAUCCGUGAAUGCUCUUCAUUUAAUACAACUGGUUCAUGUAUUGAAAAACUUAAACAAAUAUUUAAUACAAAAGCAUCACUCGAUUUAACAACUUCAUCAACAAAUAAACAAUCACAACUAGAUGAUUCAAUAGAAACAAAUCUUAAUCGACAUUUAAAUACGACUGGAACAAAUAAGAAUGAAACAGAUUUACCAUCAGUAACAUCUCCAAUUGUUCAAAAAAAAUCUAAUAAAAAUUCAAUUGAAUCACAAACCCAUACAAUAUCAAGUGAUAGUCUCAUUAAACCAACCAUCAUUAAUCAAGAAGGCACACCAACAACUUCACCAUUAUUAAAACGACCUGUACUUAAAAGUCAAAAAGCUUCUGAUAGUACUGAUUCACUUAAUCGUUCAAAUAGUAGCAGUUUAAUGCCAUCAUCAGAACUUUCGUAUGAUGCUUAUCGUUUUCGUCGUUUAAAUGAACAUGAUCAAAUGACAAGAACACGUUUAAGAAAUGUAGCUAAAGUUGAACCAUAUUCAAUAAAUACAAAUAUGGUUCGUCCACUUUAUCAAUCAUCAUCUUCAAAACCAAUGGCAACAACAAUAAUGGCCCAAUCUCAAUCGCGUACUGCACUAAAUAGUAUGGGUAAUACUUCAACUAAUUCAUCAACAUCUUCAGCUGCAUCUCUUAGUGGUACUAUUCGUCAUCCUAAUGUUCGCGACUCAGAUUUUCUUGUACCAAAUCCUGCAUAUUCAACACCACCUCCUCCUCAACUAUCACACACAUGUCACCCUCCAUCAACUUCUUCGUCUCUUGCGACACCACUAACAACAUCAAUGUUAUUAUCGGAAUCGCUUUCACAUGGUUCACCCCGUCGAUUACCGAAUACGAGUAACCCUUCAUUAUUUAAUGCACAUUCUAAUAGUUUGGCUUCAUCAGUAAAUAAUUCUAAGCAGAGAUAUCAAUCGUCUACACAACCAGAUUUACAUUCUGGAAAGAACAUUUAUUCUCCUUCAAUGUAUCGCAAUGGACUCGGUACGACGACAGUCAAUAAAAGUAAUAAUUAUGAAGAAUUUGAUAAUUAUACACCGCUUACUUCAUACCAUUAUCGACCAAAAGAACAUGCUUCAUCAACAACAGCAAUUAAUUCCUCGUUAACGAAUAGUCAUCAUCAAUCUCAAGGAUUAAUAUGUGUACCACAAAUUGAACAACCGCAACAUGAACGAUUGAAUAAUGGACAACAACAACAGCAACAGCCACGUCGUCGUUUUCAACGACGUAAACAAAUGAAACGUUCAAAAAGUGCAGAUCUAUAUCAAGAGCCUACAUCUAUAUCAUCAAAAAGUCAAAACAAUGAUAAUAGCUGCUUUUUUCCAUCAACAACUAAUAAUGAAUCAAAUAGAUAUCAUCAUCAACAAUCAAGAAGUCGUGAUUUAAUAGGAGGAGGAGGAGGAGGAAGAGGAGAAGGAGAUGGAAAUCUAUCACCAUCAUCAUCGUCAUCAUCAUUAUCAACAGCUAAUACUGAACACGUUAAUCGUGCAUCUUUACUUCGUUAUAAAUCAUUAGAUUCGAUGACAUUUAAUAAUCGAACAGCUAGUCUUCACGGAAAAAAUAGCAACCGAAGAAACUUAUCGAAACCAACAAAUGCUGAUUUCGAUAGUGAUGAUUCAAUUUGUGGAAUACCAAAACCUAGAAAGACCAAUGGACGGCUUUGCAGUGGCUCAAAAGAUGCCCUUAAAUCAGAAAAAAUAUUUCUUGGUUCUUCACUACCAGGAAAAAACCGUUCUAUUAGUGCACAAGCAAUAUCUGUUCGCGAUAUUGUUAACAGUGUUACAAGUACUGGAAUUACAAAUUCUAUUCGUAAAGAUGAGAUUACAAUCGACCAAAUUGAUCUGUUGGUCGAAACAAGUCCUUCCAUACCAUUGUCACCUGUAAUAAUAACAACAACAACAACAACAGCAGCAGCAGCAGAUAUAAAAAACGGAAGAUUAAAUAUAAUGGAACGAGAACAGCAGUCUGGAUCUUCAUUUGGUGAAUCUCAGUUUUAUGCAAGAACACCCAUUACACCCACUACAAAACGAUAUGAUUUCAUCUAUCAGAAAUCUGAUGAAACUUAUUCAGCACCUAUAAUUGAAGAUACACUUCACGAUGCUAUCGAUGAUCUUCACAUAAAUAAAGAUCAAAUAAUUGGCGUUAGAGAUAUGCCAACAAAAAUUUACACAAAUUGGAAUCCUUCAUAUGAAGAAGAAUAUAUAAAGCUUCCUAUGCAUAAUCAAGAAUUAUUGAUUGUUGAACCUACUGACGUUUAUAUUCAAAAACAUUGUCCAUUAGAAACUAAAAGAGCAACAACAAAAAUAUCAUCGAAUACAAUAGUUUCCCAUGCAUUUCAAAGUCCUCAGUCGUUUUAUGUAGAAAGUGAAUUUCGUAAUGAAAAAUUAGCAAAACCAUCGUUGAUUCGUCCAUUAAAAUCUUCGAUUGAAAAAAUUCAACACGAAUUUGACGAUAAUAACGAUCCGUCAACAUCAAACACAAAUCGUUCCGUACAUUUACCUAUUGAUAAGCACCGUAGCCUUUCAGAAAUUAUUCGAAAACGUAAUAGUAAAUAUAAGGUUGAAGAUUAUAAACGUUCAUUUCAAAAGUUUCACACAUUCGACGAGCAAGAAUCAGAAUAUCAACGACCAUUAACUUCGUCAAAAAGUGAACAUGCUUUAUCAAGUCAUCAAAUAUCAAUUUCUAAUGGGAGUCCCAAAGAAAUCAAACGUCUAACUAAAACAAAAUCAGUUGAUCUACCAUGUGAAUAUAAUAAAGAAACAGAAAUAUCUAUGGAGAAAUCUGAGCCAAAUACUAGUAGCAAUGAUUUUGAACAAAAUAUUUCUAACGAGAAUAGCAAACUGAAAGAAAAAAUGAAUGUUGCCGCUGCAAGAAAUCUAUUUGAAACAUUUUCAAAAGAUGUACAAAGCGGUCAUCGUUUAACACGUUCAAAAUCAUUUAAACAAGAAAAUUCUUCAUUUUUAUACAACGAAAUCAAAUCUCCACCAUUAACGAAACCCUACAGUAGCGAAAGACACCGAUCUAAAACGGAAAAUAUAGUUCUAAUUCCGACAGAAAUUGAUGAAAUUUCAGUAGAACAUAGCGGUGAUAGUUUUGGUGAUGAUACAUCAAAAUUAACAUUUAAAGAAAAAAUGAUUCUAUUUAAUAAAUCGAAAAAUUCUGGAUUAGCAUUAUCAUCUUCAUUAAAAGCUAAUCGUAAUCGCCUUACCCAGCCAAUAACAGCUGAAGAAGUUCACGCAGCCGAGGAUCUAUCUGCUGAGCCAUCGCCAUCGCCAACACCAAAUUCAAAACAAUUAUCAACAACAAUAACAACAUCACCAAUCGUAAAUGAAAAUGCUUUGUUGCAUGAUAAUUCUUUAUCAUUAUCAUUAAAUUCUUCGUCGGAGGACAGUUUUCUUCCAAUAAUAUUGACCCUUGAAACAAAUAUUUUACAAGAAAAUCGCUUUGAUGACGAGCAUGUUAAACAUUUAUCUAUGCACAAUACUGACGAUACAACAAUGUUGAGUACGGAAGAAGCAGAAAAUAUGAUACCUGUGAGCAAAAGGCUCGAACAAUUAAAAACGCAUGGUGAAAAUGAAUGGAAAAAACGUAUUAAAUCACCCAAUGAUGCCAAUGAAUUUACUGUGGAAGGAAAACUUCGGCAAGCAGGAAAAGUUUCGACACUUACAGAAGAAGAAAAACCAAUACCAACAACUGCGCGUAGAGGUCCAACAUUAAAAUAUAAUGCAAAGAAAACGAAUAAUGAUCAAAAACAACGUGCUAAAACUGUUGAUGUUGUCCGUCUUAAAACUGAAUCGAUCGUUAAAAACAAGGACACAAUUGACAUAUCUCCAUCCAAUAAUAAAAGUAAUGAAAUAACAUCAAAAAAAUCAACCAACAACAAUAAUGUGAUUUCGAUAUUGAAAUCGGAUCGAGUAUCGGUAUUAAAACCUGAUGAUCAUCUUGAUGAUUUUUUUGCUGAUACAAAGAAAAACUUGCCAAAUGAAUCAACAGUUCAAUUAAAUACUGAUGAUCUUAAUCAUAUUGCUGAAAAUACUGUCAGAUUACAAUCACAGCCAACUCGUGUUCGACCACCUCGUCGUCAACAACAAGGCAAUAAAAAUCCUCUUCGCCAAAUUCAAGCAACAAUACCAACAGCUGAUGAAUACACAGAAGUGCAUACAAAUCUUUCAGAGCAAGAAGUUCGUCGAUUGAAACGAGCUCAAAUUGCUGAAAAUGCUGGUCUAGCUCAAGAAGCUUUAGCUGCUUUAGCAGCAACAGAAAAUUUUGCUGAAAUUAACUUACGUAAAAUUGAUCGUUCAGCAUUAGCAACAUUUGGCUUCGAACCAUAUAAAGAUUUAAUGUUAAUAUUAAUAAAAGGACGUCGUCAUUGUUCAUUACGUCUUGUCAGUCCAUCAUAUGAAUCAAUGAAUGAAGGCGAUUGUUAUUUAUUAAUAACUCCAUCAAAAGUUUUUGCUUGGCUUGGUCGAUAUGCCAAUGCUUUAGAAAAAGCUAAAACAAUGGAUAUUAUUGAUUUCUUAAAGCAACAUCGCGAUUUUGGUUUACGUAGUGAAGUUAAAUAUUUUGUAUUAGAUCACGCAAAUGAUGACACAGAAAAUGAUAUACAUGCUGAAUUCGCUGAUAUUUUGCGUACGCAUCACAAUGAAUUUAAAACAAUCGACCAUUCUAUAGAUGAUGACUUUUAUGAAGCAAAUAUAAUGGAAUUAAAUCGUGUUUAUCGCUUAGAUAAUGAUAUGCUCUUGCCACUGGAUGAUUUUUGUUUUCGUUCAUUAUCAAUUAAAAUUCUUGAUUCAAACGAUGUAUUUGUCUUUGAUUUUGGCUCAGAAUUAUAUGUUUGGAAUGGAAAACAUGCAGAUAAAAAUAAACGUAACAUGGGUCUACAAUUAGCACAACAAAUAUGGAAUGAUUCGUAUGAUUUUUCAGAAUGUUUAAUCAAUCCAUUUGAUCCACUCGAUGAAAAAAAUGAUGUUACAACUCAAAAAGGCACUAAACGACCAGCAUGGUGUAUAUUUGGAAAACAGAAUCAAAAUGUUGAAACAUUAUUGUUUAAAGGUAAAUUUUAUGAUUGGCCUGGCGAUCUUAAAGAACUUAAACCGAUUAAUGAUGCUGCUAACAGUGUUAAUCGAAUACCAUCAGCAAGAAGACCUCCAUCAAUUGUUGAAAUGUUGAAACCAGCAGAUGUAAAUAAAAUGCUUAUUAAACAAGAUAUCCCAGUAAAUAUGAUACUUGAACAAGCAAGUUUAGGUCGAGGAAAACAUUGGUAUGAUCCUAUUGAAUUACGUGGUCAUGAUAUUCAAACAAUAUCAUUAAAUGUUUGGCAUGUUAGUGAAAAUGAACGUUACGAAGUAUCAAAGUCAAGCUAUGGACAAUUUCAUUCAGACGAUGUUUAUAUUAUUCGAUGGAGAUAUAAAUUAGUUGCAUCAGGUUUUCAUUCAAUAACAACUGGUAAAGCAUCUGUAAGAAAGACCGAUACAGGUCGUGAUCGUGUUGCUUAUUUGAUAUGGCAAGGUGUGAAUGCAAGUCCAAAUGAAAAAGGUAUUUCAGCUUUAAUGACAGUUUUUUUGGAUGAAGAAAAAGGGCCACAUAUACAUGUUAUACAAGAACGUGAAGAAGCCACAUUCAUACAAUUAUUUGAUGGUACAUUUACGAUUCAUAUGGGUAAACGUAAUCAAUCAAAAGAGAGAAAAUCCCAUUGGCGUCUUUAUGUAUUUCUUGGUGAAAUUGAAGUAGAAAAUCAUUGGUGGGAAUUACCGAUUGAUAGUACAAAUUUACGUAGUCGAACAUCAUUUUUAUUUAUUGAUAAUGUAAAAAAUAUUAUGUUACUUUGGCAUGGUUGUGGUACGACAGAUGAACAAAGAUUUUUAGCAAAUAAAUCAGCUAUGAAAUUACGUGAGAAACGCCCAGAAGAAUUUCAUUUUAAUUGUGAGCGUGAAGAUAUUGAAUUUUGUGAAAUACAAGAAGGUGAUGAAAUAGAUUUAUUUUGGACUGCAAUGAAUGAACGAACGCAACAACGCAAAUAUUAUUCUUUAUUAAAUGCACGGUCAAAUCAAAAACUAACUGCAACUAUGCGUAUAUUUCAUUUAUCAAGUCUUCACGGUCCAUUUGUUGCUCAAGAACUUCUAUAUCCUCUGCGAUCUCCUGAUCAUAUAGCCGCAUUUCCAUUUACUCAAGCAGAUUUAUAUGAACUUCAUCAACCAGCAUUAUGUUUAAUUGAUACUGACAAAGAAUUAUAUAUAUGGCAAGGAUGGAACGAUCUAUCUGACGAUGAACUUGACAUACAACUUAAUAAUGCUAAUUUACAAGCUGGGUGUCCAAGAGAUAUGCGCUUCACGGCUGAACGUCGUUGUGCAUUUCGUACAGCUGUUGAAUAUUGUAAAGCAAAACCCGGUUCAACUACUGUUGAUUUAACUUGUUCGAUAGUAUACGCUGGUUUAGAACCAAUUGAUUUUAUUAAUUUAUUUCCUAAAUGGACAGUUAAUAUGAAAGCUCGACAACAAAAUCAAUUGGAUGGUAAAAAUUUAAAUCAAAAAGAUUCAGUUUCUGAUAUACUUCAACAUUUAUGUCGCGAACAGUAUAGUCUUGAAGAACUUCGAACUCAUCCAUUACCCGAAGGUGUUGAUCCAUCGAAAAUUGAAUUCUAUCUUUCAGACGACGAUUUUCAAGUAUUUAUUAUAGCUGAUAUACUUAACGAUUUCGAUGUAGCUGCAAUUCAGGAAAUCAUUGAUGUUACUAUGAAAGCUACUUAUAUUUUACGUGACUCGUUAAAUAAACGAUCGCUAUCAAGACCAUAUUCAAUGGUGUUAAGUGGACAUGUUGAACGUUCAACAUCAAAAGAGCAAUUUAUAUUUUUCAAUCGUGAAUCAACAUCAGGAGUUAAACUUAUUGAUAAUUAUCUUUAUGAUGAUAAAUCAAAUUAUUUUGAACGACCACCGUAA
Molecule: messenger RNA, 8631 nt
Organism: Rotaria socialis
Lineage: Eukaryota; Metazoa; Rotifera; Eurotatoria; Philodinida; Philodinidae
Source: the annotation of a GenBank genome assembly